Molecule: messenger RNA, 3812 nt
Organism: Heterotrigona itama
Lineage: Eukaryota; Metazoa; Arthropoda; Insecta; Hymenoptera; Apidae
Source: the annotation of a GenBank genome assembly
AUGAGAAGUUAUAUAACUACUCUACUUUUAAAAUACUUGAUCUAUUUACAUUUUGAUUCCAAUUAUGAUCCAAUCUAUGAUCAGUGGCGAUUAGAACUCAUCAUUCGCAAAAUUAUUCAGUAAUAAUGUGUUAAUAAUUCGUAUUAAUUUAGUGAUAUUUAAUUUUCAGUAAGCGGAAGGGCGGGUGCGGGUGGAGGCGGUGGUGAAGAUGGUGGCGCGCCCCUUUACGGUCGUCUGGUAGCUGAGGAGCCAUUACCUCCUACAGUAUGUGGGGGUGCCGGUACCGGUGGCGGUACUGGUGGGGUUCCGCAAGAAACCCCCGCGGAUAUACACGCCAUGCAAGCCAGAAUACCCCAUAGAUUUCGUGAUCCAGCCACAGCACCUCUUAGAAAACUUAGUGUAGAUCUCAUCAAAACUUACAAGCACAUCAACGAGGUUUAUUAUGCUAAGAAGAAGAGGAGAGCGCAACAGAUGCAAAGAGAAGAUAGUUCACAUAAAAAAGAAAGAAAAUUGUACAACGACGGCUGGGAUGAUGAUAAUCAUGAUUAUAUUAUCAAGCAUGGGGAAAAGUUCCUCGAUCGUUAUGAGAUCGAUUCGCUAAUAGGUAAAGGCAGUUUUGGCCAAGUAGUAAAAGCGUUUGAUCAUGAAGAACAAACGCAAGUGGCAAUAAAAAUUAUCAAGAACAAAAAACCUUUUCUAAAUCAAGCGCAAAUCGAAGUGAGGCUUUUGGAAAUGAUGAACAGAGCAGAUACCGACAACAAAUAUUACAUAGUUAAACUAAAAAGGCAUUUUAUGUGGCGAAAUCAUUUAUGUCUGGUAUUUGAACUGUUAUCAUAUAAUCUAUAUGAUCUACUUAGAAAUACGAAUUUUCGAGGAGUAUCGCUGAACUUAACAAGGAAGUUUGCACAGCAACUGUGUACUGCCCUUUUGUUCCUGUCUACACCGGAAUUGAACAUCAUCCACUGUGAUCUGAAACCUGAAAACAUACUUUUAUGCAAUUCCAAACGAAGUGCGAUAAAAAUAGUGGAUUUUGGUAGUUCAUGUCAACUUGGACAAAGGAUAUACCAAUAUAUUCAAUCCAGGUUUUACCGAUCUCCCGAAGUCUUAUUAGGAAUACCUUAUGAUCUUGCGAUAGACAUGUGGAGUCUAGGAUGUAUUUUAGCUGAAAUGCAUACGGGAGAACCUCUGUUCAGUGGGGCCAAUGAGGUCGAUCAAAUGAAUAAAAUCGUAGAAGUACUAGGAAUGCCACCGAAACAUAUAUUGGACCAAGCGCAUAAAGCGCGAAAAUACUUUGACAAAGUCCCCACGGAUGGCUCGUAUGUGCUGAAAAAGUCAAAGGAUGGUAAAAAGUACAAACCUCCUGGCACAAGACGCUUACAUGAUAUCUUAGGUGUCGAAAGCGGAGGCCCUGGUGGUAGAAGGAUAGGUGAACCUGGUCAUUCAAUUUCCGAUUACCUCAAAUUCAAAGACUUGAUCCUGCGAAUGCUGGACUUUGAUCCGAAAACAAGAGUGACACCGUAUUAUGCACUUCAGCACAAUUUCUUUAAGCGUACAGCCGACGAGGGGACCAACACGAAUAUCGCUGCUGCCAACAGUGCUAACACGAGCCCGGCAGUAGUAUCGAUGAGCCAAGAUCAUGGACUGGUAACCAUGUCAGGACAGGGAAGCAACAACAGUGGCAAUACGAUGCAAAUAUCAAAUCUCCCUGGUGGCUAUCAGCCAAUGGAAUGCGAGUCAUCGCCUCGUCAUUUGGGGAAUCGACGCGUCGUAACAACAAAUUAUCCGUCAACCUCGGCCACUGGGGUGUCUGCAUCCGGGCCGAUGUCCAUGCAAUCUGUAGACAGUUCCCUGAUACAAAGCUCUCUUGGAUCGUAUAAUAGCCUAAUUCUUCCUGGUAUACCCCAUCUGCCUGCGAUGAUGACCUCACCGAUGAUUCAGCAGCAGAAUUUUUACAAUUACAGUUACUCGACGACUGAUGCGCACGGAAUAGUCAGACAAUCGUCGACAGUCUCAACCGGCAAACAAAGAGACCCAGAAAGGGAAGAUAGUCCUAUGGUUGGAGUAUGCGUCCAGCAGAGUCCAGUUGCUAUUCACUGAAAUGAAAAAGAAUAAAAAAGAAACUACGACGACAGUCAAUUAUACGUACUGUCGUCGCGAUAGCGGUACCGUCAGAAAUAUAUAUUAGGUGAUUAUAUAUACUGUAUAUACGAAGUUUAUGACGAUACCGUGAAACCUAUCGUACUGUUUAUGAAUGAAAGGGAAGAAAAGGAGGGAAAUGAGAACGGGCAGUAGGAAAUUUGAAGCCCUUCCCCGUUGCAUUGCUUUGCAUUUCGUCGUUUCAUUGGUUAGUAACACGGUGUGUAAUCGUGUUGGAAAAGAUGCCAUUGCUUCAAUCUAACAGCUUAAAAAAGGAAAAAGAAAAAAAAAUACGAAAUAUAUAAAAGGCAGAAACGUUAACAAGAAUUUCUUUAUUUGUAAGAAAAGGGGGCUUUAAAAAUAUAUAAGCGGUUUCUUUAGAAGAAAAAAAGUUAAAGAAAAGGAAAACGAGAACAGGGACUCAAUUGUCAACAAGACAGAAAUUCAAUUGUAAAGUAGAAAUACGAAGGAAUGCAAAGGAAAACAUGAGGGAAGCUUCCUUUUUUCCAUUAUUUUUUUCGUUCCCUUCUUAGUUUUUUAUUUAUUAUCUUAAGAAGCUGACUGGUCUUACAUUGAGCACGGAUAUACCGUGUCCGGCACAGAAGCUUAUGAUACUUUGCUUAUGAGCACGGACAGAUAAACAUGGUCUAGUGAGGAUGAACCCAGCUGGCCUCUCGGGUCCUGCCCGAUUCUGCAAACACUCCAAAUGCUUUAGUCGCGUGCAAACGUCGUUAAUAAAUUUUGGCACCCAAACUGUGUGGCCUAGAGAGCGAAAAAGUGAUAAUUACUAUUAUUAAAAAUGCAUUAAACAAGAGGAAAAGUAAGAAUUACCAGUGUAAGCAUAUACUCCAAUAGAGUUUUAUACACAAUGUCACGAAUGUAAACGGUUUAGCAAGUAAUUGCUAGCAAACAGUCGCGUCAAAUGCUAGUUAUUUGUACAAUAUAUAUAGAUAAAUGAUAAGAGUGCAGCUUUAGGAUUUAGCUUUUAAGUGUGAAAGAAAAGAACACUGACAUUGUAAACUCGACUCUUUUAUUUACUUUGAUAAAUAAAAAAGAGGACGUUGCAAACGUCAGUUUGUUGCCGAUAAAGGACUUUAAACAAACGAGGUUUGCAUGAUUUAACAAUAAUACAUAUUUAUACAGAAGACAGUAAUAAGAAAGUUAAAAGGCAGUAUACACGUAAGAUUGAUCAAGGAUGAUAUAAUCAUACAAAAACCUAGAUACUUUAUGAUAAACGAUACGCGCGUACUCAUAUACAUAUGUUUCCAAUGGCAGUCGUAAUUGAUUUUUGCCGUUUCACUUUGGUAAUUGUAACAUUAUUUAUAUUGUAUUAAUAUACCUUCCGUAUAAGUUUAUAUAAUCGUUUUCUGGCAUUUGCACUUUCUUUUUCCAGUUUCAAUAAUUAUACCGAUCGAUAUGAUUCUUCUAAUGAAUUUCUCACAUUCUUUCUGAUAUUUGGUUGUAGAGUACAAAACAACUUGGAACGUAAAUUUCAAUGCCAGAAUGCGAAAUAUUAAAUACAAAUAAAUUGUGUCAAUAGCAGUAAGAUAAUAAUAAAACAAGACACGAUGAACAAUGUAAAUUUUCGAUACUUAUUAAUAGCGUAUACUGCAACAAAUAAUUCUUGAGCUACUUUGCAUGUUUCUAUUCUUUGUUGUGCAUAUAUAUAUAUAUAU